AUGGCUGUGCAUCGACUUGUAUGGUGGAGACUGGCAGGGCUGAGUAGUUCCAGGUUCGGAGGAGAGGUCCGUGGAGGAGGAAGGUGUAGCAGGGACGGAAACAAGGCUAUGGAGGCGAUUGGAAAACAGGGCUGGCAGGAGCUAGAGAAAAACGGGGUCAGUGACGACGAGGCCGCUCUCCUGCCUCCGGUUCCCGAGUGGGUCGGUGACGACGAGGCCGCCCUGCUUCCUGCACUAGUGGGGUUCGCCGGCGAGGCCGCCCUGCUUCCUGCACUAGUGGGGUUCGCCGGCGAGGCCGCCCUGCUUCCUGCACCAGCUCCACAGCCGGCUCCCCGCCGGCAGCAUCCUUUACCAGCUCCACAGCCGGCUCCCCAUCUGUCCUUUCAGCCCGACCUCCAGCUGCAGCUGCAAUCGCCGUCCCAGCCAUCCUCUGACCGGUGCCGAGUACCACCAAAAAUCAUCAAUUUGUCAAGAGAUAUUGUGGUAAACGAAGGCUCCAAUGUCACCUUAAUGUGCCAAGCCAGUGGUAAACCAGAGCCUUCCAUCAGCUGGAAACUCAUUUCUUCUUCAGGGGACCUGGCAUCAGAUGAUGAGUACCUGGAAAUCCCAUCUAUCACCAGACAGAGAGCAGGAACGUAUGAAUGCACAGCUGACAACAAUAUUGACGCAGAUGCCCAGACAGUAGACAUCACCGUUAACUAUGCCCCAACUGUAUCAGAGGGCAGAGACAUCGGAGUGACUCUGGGCCAAAGAGGAGUGCUGGAGUGUGAGGCCGAUGCUGUGCCCGAGGCAGAUUUUGAGUGGUAUAAAGAUGACAGAAGGAUCUUCAAUGGCUUCGAUGGCGUGGAGAUUGUGAAUACUGGAUCACUGUCGAAGUUGACAUUUUUUAAUGUGUCUGAAGGAGAUUACGGCAACUACACCUGUGUUGCCAUCAACAAACUGGGGAGCUCAAACACAAGCUUCCUUCUGUAUGUGGUAAUUGAACCCACUAGCUCAACACUAUUGCAAGGGCCGAGAGCAGUUCAGGAUGGCAGCAGCGGUGCAGUGGGAAUGCGCUCACACACCUGUCUCCUCUUCAUAGCGUUUCUGCCGCUACUGCUCAGAUUUUGAAGAGGAGUGGAUUUGAACAAAAGUAUUGUGUGCUUGUGUGUGUGCUUGUGUGUGUGUGUGUGUGUGUGUGUAUGUGUGUGUGUUACUUUUUUUCAACCGGAAUCAUAAACUGAUGCACAGUGUGUGCAUGAAGUACCCUGCUACACAAUAAUGUUGACCCACUAAAUCAAUACAUAGGUUUUUUUUCUCACAUUUUAAUUGAACUCUGUUGGAUAUUUUCUCUCUAAAUUAUAUUAUUCCGUAUUGUCUCUUUUUACAUAUAUAUCUUGGGAAAAGAAGGCUUUUUUAAUAUGGUGUUAUUCAAAUGGCUUUGUCUUCAUUUUUAACUACACUGCAUCUUCAUCUCAACUGCAGGAAAAAGCAAAUUUACAGCAAGUAUGAGAGGUGACUGUUAAAUACCUCAAAGUCAAACUGAGACAGUGAAGCAGGAGGCAUUUAGGUUACCCUGAGCCUGAAAGCCUGGUAUUAUCAUAUUUUAAUGUAUAAUAAUUACAGUAUCAGUCUGGUUGUUGAAAGCAGAAUUGUUUUUGACCUUGAAGUAUUUUUGUUCUCAGCAUUCUAGUGAUAUACUUACAGUUGUGUUUUGCUAAUCUUUUAUUUUUUUCCAAGUAUGUUUAGUUUUUAAUAUUUUGAAAAGGGAAAAUAUAAAGUUGUAAGUAUUUAGGACUCAUAUCCUAGUGUUAUGGGUUUUUGUUUUUUUGUUUUUUACCAGUACAGUUAUACACAAAAAUUGUGUCAGGAAUAAAUAUGUUAUAAUUACGUACUGAAAUGGAGGCACAGCUCACUCCACUUGUGUGGGGUCAGUGUCUGACUUUCAUAAUGCAAAUGUAUUAAUGCUGUUGCUACUUGUUUGAGCAUCAUGUAAUUUCUACACAGCACAUUUAUUUGAGGAAAUGUUCCUGUUCAUGUCCCAGACCAGCAUUGGAUGGUUGGAGACCACACAAUACGAUUAUAUUAACAAAAAAUAAACGCUUUCUGCAUGCAUUUACACGCCAAUAACCCAAAGACUUUAGCAGUUUAUACAACACACUAGUUUCAGUACCAAUUAAAACACAUGGACACAUAGUGUAGUCUUUUCACAAAUAAGAGGGUUAAUAUGCUAUGUGUCAAUAUGGUUUUAACAUGGGGCUACUUAAAAAAAACUAAAAUCAUUGUACAGUUUUUGAGCCAAUUGCAAUAACCAACGCUGAUCAGAGGUCUGAGCAAAAAGGCUACAACUGCUCUUAUCACUUGAUAUAUAGCUUGCAUUAUCAGAAAAGACAAGAUAUAUGAGAAAACAAGAAAAUCAUAUCCGUUUUAUUAUGGAGGACUAUCGGUGCAGACAUAGUAUUUUGGUGUUUUGAGAGGCAGUAAACAAACAAUAGGUCUCUCUUACCUCAUUUUGUUGCAAGCGUAAGGAUUCUAUGUAACAAUGAGUAACCUCGCUCAACACAGCACCAAAAAUUAAAGUCAGUAAUUUAUCUUUUUCUUGUCUCAUGUGUUGAGAAGUGAAUCACAGCAACUGCUGGACUACAUUCAGGUCACCCCCAGCAGUGGAAAAGAGCUGAGUGACAACACCAAAAAAGCAACAUUCGGUGCCAGGCUACUGGUUUUGUAAUGUGGGAGAGAUUUUUUUAACCAAUAAUCCCUUGCAAAAUGCAUCACUGUUUGUGUUAAUUGACAUACCUCAGACACAACCAUCUACUGACUGUCAGUUUCUAUGAGAGCUGCACUCCACAUCAUUGGGCUGUGUGCAGCACUAAAGCAUUUAUACAUUUCCAUUAACACAACAUCAAACAGGAACAAUGAAUUAAAACAAAUUAGUCUGUGUCUGUGUUGUGGUGGGGAAAUGAUGUGCUUCUUAUGAUCUAACAGCUCUGAUUGGGUGUGUUUUUACAUAUGGUUAUUUUUAAAUUAAUGUUAGUUCAGCUGACACUGAGCAGGCCUGACAGGAGAAGAAUGAUACCGAACCUGUUCAUGUUUACCUUUUUUCUUUUAAAAGAAAAUUCAGAUCGUUUUCUGCGGUUUGCCAUGGCUCUGGUAAGGUUAUUAGCCCAUCAUUUGUGUGCACCUCAAUAUUUCUUUUGAGCGCAGCCCCUUUGUAGCUCAAGGUUUGUGCUCUUUGAUGUGUAAAAAGAGCCGAUAUCCAAAUCAAAAUGGCAUGAAACACACAGGGGCAUUAUUGAAAUUGAUCAGGGUAAUCAUCAGCUGAAUCUGACGAGCUAAUCACAGUUUGUUUUCUCACACAAGACAAAGAGCGAGUCAGAGAGACAAGCACCGCAGAUGAUUAUUCAUCACUGGCACAGUGAUGUUUGGAAAUGACAUGGUAAUUAUUACAUCCUUGCUUGGAGGAUGGUACUACUGAUCCCACAUCAAUUUUACACAGUUAUUUUGCCACAAGAUUAACCACAUUUAAGAUGAAGUGAAGUAUGAUCAUCUCCCGAGGAUGUCUGUGCUGGAUCUGUUCAGACAGACUUGUUUGAAGUGGUUGCUGUCAAUAUGCACAAACAGUCACAGCUUCAUCACUUAGAGAGGCUGAACUUGAAAGGUUGAAAAGGAGCCAGUUGUGAAAUCACCUUUCUUAAUAGUUUGCCUGGAACUAACAAACUUAACACACACAACACCAUGCACACAAAUUCUACAGCCAAGCACACAUUCUAAAAUCGGGGCCGUUUAUUUAGUUUUUUACUGUAGUAGUAUUUAGGUAGUAUUUUUACUACCUCUGAGCAGUUCAACGAUUUGUACAGUUAUGACACUGUGGUUACACCCCCCACCACCUUAAAGUAAUAUUUAGAUCAGUUAUGGAUGUGUGAUUCACAGAAACCCUUUCUUUUCCACACUGCAGGAGUAUCACGUGCUCCAAAGGACAACACAGACGUCUGAAUGUGUAUUGCUUUGUCCUUAAUAAUUGCUAUAUAGUUUUUUGAUGUAAUUUCAAAUGCAAUAAAAUAUAAUUUGUUGGGCUAAGCACACUAUUACUGAGGACAAACCCAGUGGUUACUUUUAGAACAAAGACAGGCCUGUAGAAACAGAAAAUGUAACAUGUUAAGCAUCUCUACAUUAAAUGAAAAUUCACAUUUUUUUCACACUCAUAUCCAAAAGUAAGGAGGUGGUUGUAUAGCAGACCUAACUUAAUGAUUGACCUAAUGAUAGCAAUGCCCUGUCACUACGACUGAUUCAGAGUUGAGACUGCACUGAGCAGCACAGACUUCAAACCAAAACUGACCACAUUGAUAUUCUGAAUUUAAAUGCAUGCGGGAAAACUGCUAAUUGUCAGUGUGAAACAACAGAAUUGUUUAUUAACUGUGAUGAGAUCUGGGAUCGCAGACAAAAUAUUGUAAACUGUGAAGCACUGAGCUAAAAAGCAGCAGGCAGCAUGCAAAGCGUAGUAUGUGAUCAGAGGAUGAGGCUUUCUGCCUUUUCACUGGAUAUGGUACACAGUCAGCUCUUAUCAGGUCGCUGUUGGAAAUUUGCUAGAUCACAUUUUUUACGGUUUUGGCCUUGGUCAGAGCCUGGUACAGCCAAAAGCAAAGUACCACCUUCAUUUCUUUGUUUUCAUAUCCC
Molecule: messenger RNA, 4653 nt
Organism: Monopterus albus (swamp eel)
Lineage: Eukaryota; Metazoa; Chordata; Actinopteri; Synbranchiformes; Synbranchidae
Product: opioid-binding protein/cell adhesion molecule homolog
Exons: 8
Coding region: 1-1110 (369 amino acids)
Source: RefSeq, a predicted model, not a curated record